AUGGAUGAACAUCCUGCUCCCAAUCUCACUGUUUACACCACACAUGAACAAGAGGAAGAGGAGGAACUGGAAGAAUCUGAGAUCUAUUUGUCUGUACUGUGGCAUGCAGGAGUACUGGCUGUGGUGUAUUACAACUCAAGUAAUUGCUCUGUUCACUUCAUGCCAGAUGCUCCUGAAACUGAAGAGUUCCGGAUGCUGAAAAGAAUUAUUGCCGAUCUGCAACCAAAAUGUAUUUUGACAAGUGCAAAGCAGGACCAGCCAUUUUCUGACUUUCUUCAAUCCACGAAUUCUUGCCAUAAUGAAGAAAGUAAUGGAAGUUCCAGACCUGAGAUCAUUGUUUUUCCACAUGUGGAUUUUGGACUACAGAUUUGCAAGAGAAGGAUUCUUUCUUGGAACUUUCCAACGUUACCGUCUAAUUUUACAGAAUCAGAGAAGAUUCUGUACCUCUCUUCCAUCAUUCCUUUUGACUGCCCAAAAAUGAUCUGCACUCUAGGGGGGCUUUUGAAGUUUCUGGAACGUAGAAGGAUUGGAGUGCAGCUUGAAGACUGUAGUGUUGGAGUUCCUAUCCUGAGCCUCAAAAAAUAUGUAUUAUCAGACAUUGUUGAUAUGGAUCAAGAUACCUACAGUGUUCUGCAGAUAUUCAAAAGUGAGGUGCAUCCUUCUGUCUAUAAAUUGACCUCUGGAGUUAAAGAAGGACUUAGUCUGUAUGGACUUUUAAAUCGUUGCUGUACAAAACAGGGAGAAAAUACACUGAGGAUGUGGCUAAUGCGACCUACUACAAACCAAUGUCAGCUUGGGUCUCGAUUAGACGUCAUUGAAUUCUUCAUUGCACCACAAAAUCAGCAGAUUGUGGAGAAUUUCCAGAGCAGUCUGAAAAGCAUCAAAAAUAUCCCUCUAAUUUUAAAACGCAUGACACUCUCUAAUACUAAGGUGACUGAUUGGCUGGCUUUGCAUAAGGCAGUUUGCAGUGCCAUUUACAUUGGAGACACUUGCCGCACCCUGCCUCAGAAUGUGUCUCUUUUUUCCACCAUCUCUUCAGCAUUCAGCAAUGAGCUUCUGUACAUCAAAAACCUGAUUGGCAAAGUGGUGGAUUUUGAAGAAAGUGUGAAAGGGAGAUGUUUCUGUAUUAAACCCUUUGUGGACCCUGCUGUGGAUGAGAAGAAACGUCAACUUCGAGGGCUACCUUCCUUCCUUACCGAUGUAGCAAAGAAAGAGUUGGAGACCCUGGACAGCCACAUACCAUCCUGUUAUAUCAUCUAUAUUCCUUUGAUUGGAUUCCUUCUAUCCUUCCAACGUCUUCCCUUCAUGGAGGACAAGAAUGACUUUAAGAUUGCUGGCCUGGAAUUUAUGUUUUUGUUACAAGGUCGACUUUACUACAGAACUGUCCGGACCAGAGAGCUGGAUUCAUUAUUUGGGGACCUCCACUGUGAAAUCCGAGAUCAAGAGACAGUAAUCAUGUACCAGCUGCAAACUUUGACACUGGAGAAGUCUGCAGUGUUUCAGUAUGUUACAGAGUUUACAGGACAACUGGAUGCUCUCCUUGCAAUGGCAGUCAUUGCUCGUGAGAAUGGAUACACACGUCCCCGAUACACCAUGGGCAACUCCAUCUACAUCAAGGAGGGGAGACAUCCUCUCAUGGUAUUUUGCUCUGGAACUUUUGUUCCAAAUUCAACUCUCAGCAAGCAGAAUGAGAAAAGAAUCAAGAUAAUAACUGGACCAAACUCUUGUGGGAAGAGUGUGUAUCUAAAACAGGUUGGACUCAUAGUCUUCAUGUCUAUGAUUGGAAGUUUUGUUCCAGCUGCAGAGGCUGAAAUUGGACCAGUUGAUGGCAUCUUUACCCGUAUUCAGAGUCUUGAGUCUGUGUCCCUUGGGCUAUCUACUUUCAUGAUAGAUUUAAAUCAGGUAGCAAGAGCAGUAAAUAAUGCAACUGAGAAGUCACUGGUUUUGAUUGAUGAAUUUGGUAAAGGGACUAACACGGUGGAUGGUCUCUCUCUCUUAGCUGCUGUCCUCAGGCACUGGAUAAAUAUGGGAUGUCAAUGUCCUCAUAUUUUUGUGGCCACCAAUUUCCACAGUUUGGUAAAGCUCAAAAUCCUGCCUGACAGUCCCAUAUUACAGUUUCAGACUUUAGAGUGGUGUCUGGAUGGAGAAGAGAUAGUUUUCUUUUACCAGAUAAAGGAUGGGGUAUCUGAAGCUAGCCAAGCAGCCAAAGUUGCAGCCCUAGCAGGUUUGCCUGCAGGUAUUAUCAAAAGAGCAAUAGAGGUGUCAGAAUUGUUCCGGACCGGACAAGCCAUUCAGUGCCUAAAUCAAACAGAGAUGGACAAAAAAAAGGAAAAGUGCCAGAAUUUGGUCUCUCGUUUCCUCAGUCUGGACCUUGAUGAUCCCCAGCUUGAUGUGGAGAAAUUUAUGACCAGUGAGGUCCUACCCUUGUCUUCAUCAGUUCUAUAGGCUUUAUUUACUAUGAAACCUUAUUAUUUCUGCAUCUUUGAAUAUAUUACACGAAAUGUCAAAGUAAACAAAAUGUUAAUUAUUA
Molecule: messenger RNA, 2530 nt
Organism: Xenopus tropicalis (tropical clawed frog)
Lineage: Eukaryota; Metazoa; Chordata; Amphibia; Anura; Pipidae
Gene: msh5
Product: mutS homolog 5
Exons: 24
Coding region: 1-2445 (814 amino acids)
Biological process (GO): mismatch repair
Molecular function (GO): mismatched DNA binding; ATP binding; ATP-dependent DNA damage sensor activity
Source: RefSeq, a predicted model, not a curated record